UCCGUCACGUGUUUGUGGUCGAGUCAGGAAGUAAACGGCGAGACGGGGUCGGUUUCAUCAAACGGGCGAUAAGAAAUGAAUGAUCUGGCGGCGUUUACUGGUUUCAUCGCAUCGCAGGACACAGUGCCGAAUGUGCCCUGAUCGCAGAACGUCCCCAGUAGAUGUAGCGAUUUUCGUAGCCCUAGUAUACCGGCCGGUUUGUGCGAGGUGUCCACCUUUCCGUAGUUCAGCUUCGGGCUCUUUAAGUUUGGAUAAACCUUACGAAAAUUAUGGAGGGAAUUCUGUACAAAUGGACGAACUACAUCACCGGGUGGCAACCGCGUUGGUUCGUGCUGGACAGCGGCAUCCUCUCCUACUACGACUCACAGGACGACGUUUGCAAAGGCAGCAAGGGCAGCAUAAAGAUGUCCGUGUGUGAGAUUAAAGUUCACCCAACUGACAGCACCCGGCUCGAGCUGAUCAUCCCUGGUGAGCAGCAUUUCUAUGUGAAAGCUGUCAAUGCUGCUGAGAGGCAGACCUGGCUUGUGGCUCUCGGCAGCUCUAAGGCUUGCCUGAUAGACAGCCGAACAAAAAAGGAAAAAGAUAUCACAGAAACCACAGAGUCUCUGAAAACAAAGAUGUCGGAAUUGCGCCUUUACUGUGACCUGCUGGUGCAGCAGGUUCACACCAUACAGGAGUCGAUGGAGCAUGAAGCCCCUCAGUCAGCCCCCAGCUUUGAGGUAGUGGCCUCACCAGCAUCAUUCACUAAGGACUCUUCCCUCCCUUCCACCCCCUUCCAGCAUGUGAAUGAUGCUUCCUCCUUACUGAGUGCCACUUGCAACACGUUUAUCAAAACGUUAGAGGAAUGCAUGAAGAUCGCAAAUGCCAAGUUCAAGACGGAAAUGUUCCAGUUAACACCACCCGACACUGUCAUCUCUGCAUUGUCCCCGUCCCCCAUGCAGAUGGUCCGGAUGAAGCGGUCUAUCAGCCAUCCAGGCACAUACAGUUUUGACAGGAGUAGCCAGUCCCCUGGGCAGAACCCUCUGCCCCAUCAGCGGUUUUCCACGAGACGAGCCCACACCACCUCAGAGACAGAGUCACAGAGCGAUGGUUACAUCUCAGAGACAGACAGGCUGGUUCAGUCUUCCAAGGUGAAUGUCAACAGUGAGCUUGUCUUGAGCAUCCCGGAGGAGAUGGGUACAAGCCCCAAAAUGGCAGGUGGGGCGGAGUCGGCCACUGCCAGUCUCUCAACUUGAACUCUGACCACCACAUGAAGGACUCUUGCAGACAUUGUUGCCACAGGAAGUACCAGCUACUUCAUGUCUAAAGAUUUCUCUGCACUUUUCUAAAAACAUGCCUGAAAUGUUUGUAUUCAUCCAGUUUUAAUUGGUCAACAUGACAGAACAGUGUGCAGAGAACUGGACUCAUGGGCUCAGUUGCAGUGGGGGGAGGUGCGCCAUGUACUCUCCAUCUAAGUCAUCACCACACCAAAGACCGAUUGACCAUGCCACUGAUGUGGGUGUACGACUCGUUCUGUCCGGAACCUGUGUUUGCUCGUUCCCAGUCACGAUAAAAAAGUUCUAUUUGUGA
Brienomyrus brachyistius is the source of this 1569-nucleotide messenger RNA. RefSeq names its product pleckstrin homology domain containing, family A (phosphoinositide binding specific) member 3 (gene plekha3). The record is from RefSeq and is a predicted model, not a curated record. The coding region runs from base 270 to 1235 and encodes 321 amino acids. Gene Ontology annotation, biological process: receptor recycling; endosome organization; retrograde transport, endosome to Golgi. The transcript is spliced from 8 exons. Gene Ontology annotation, cellular component: trans-Golgi network; early endosome; recycling endosome. NCBI's taxonomy places the organism in Eukaryota, Metazoa, Chordata, Actinopteri, Osteoglossiformes, Mormyridae.